Molecule: messenger RNA, 1270 nt
Organism: Gasterosteus aculeatus aculeatus (three-spined stickleback)
Lineage: Eukaryota; Metazoa; Chordata; Actinopteri; Perciformes; Gasterosteidae
Product: tyrosyl-DNA phosphodiesterase 2
Biological process (GO): double-strand break repair
Cellular component (GO): PML body; cytoplasm
Molecular function (GO): 5'-tyrosyl-DNA phosphodiesterase activity; single-stranded DNA binding
Source: RefSeq, a predicted model, not a curated record
UCGAGCCCACCUCGGAAGCGUCUUUCUCAGAGCUUGUGGCGGACAUGGAGCAGCUGGGGGCCACAGGUGAGUCCCGAGAAAAGAGCUCAACCAGCAGGGAGCAGGAGCAGGAGCAGGCAGGUACUCCAGGAAGCAGCAACCAGGCUGGAGACAGUCCUGCAGUUUGCGUCCAUGGAACGGAACAUGACCCGGAAGAUGAAGACCACCCCAAACUGUCUCUGAUCUCCUGGAAUGUGGAUGGACUCGAUGGAGAGGAGCAGCCGGAGAGAGCGAGAGGCCUCUGCUCUUACUUAACCUCACGCUCUCCUGACGUGGUGCUGCUUCAGGAGCUCAUCCAGCCGUACACCCGCUUCAUGAAGAAACGCCUGGCGGAGCGCUACACGUUCAUCGAAGGUGGAAAGGAAGGUUACUUCAUCGGGAUGAUGCUGAAGAAGUCUCGUAUCACACUGCUGGACAGUGAGACAGUCGCCUAUCCAACCUCCGGCAUGAUGAGGAGCCUGCUGGUCGCUCAGGUGCUGUUCAGGGGCCGGAAGUUCUGUCUCAUGACGUCCCACUUUGAGAGCUGUAAGGCCAAUGCAGCAGAGCGGAUGAAGCAGCUGAGGCUGGUGAUGAAGAGGAUGGCGAAGGUGCCCGAUGACGUGACCGUCCUGUUCGGAGGAGACACCAACCUGAGGGAUGCUGAGGUGGCCAAAGUGGGCCUUCCUGGCUGCGUCUGCGAUGUGUGGGAGCAGCUGGGAGAGCCGGAGGAUUGCCGCUACACGUGGGACACCCACGCCAACACCAACAACGAUCACCGCUACAAGAGCCGCUUCCGCUUCGACCGGCUCUACCUGGGGCGGGCCGGUGGAGACGCGGCGCUGGAGCCAGAGAGCAUGGCCCUCGUAGGGCUGGAGAAGCUCAAGUGUGGCCGCUACACCAGCGAUCACUGGGGGAUCUACUGCACAUUCUCUGCUCAGUAGAAAAGUACCAAACAAAGGAAAAGCUCUGCAUGUGUCCUUCAGGCUACAGAGGUGUUUCCUUUGUCCUCCACCCAAGAUUGUUUUAAAUGUUUUAUGUGGUGAUACCUGGACAGAAUAGAAGAAUGUCUAUUGUAUAAUACGGGGUGUGUAGUGUAUGUGAUAUUUGGGGAAGGAUAGAGAUAAUUAUCCUUAAGGGUAAUAUUUAAGGGUCGUUGCACAAGCUCGUAUGGGGAUACGGAACUUUUAACUGAGGUUGUGGUUUCACAUGACUUGUAUUUGUGAAUAAAAUUCAACAACCAACAUUCAAAAAA